AAACAUGAGAUCCCCCUGGAAAUCACUUAAGAGGAAGACGGAAGGGGCCCUUUAAAAUAGAUCCGCAGCUGAGGGCCGCAAGGCUGGGGCCAGAGGGCUGGCAGUGGAAGACUCUGUUGGGUUGUGAUCUCUCACUGAGAAGCUCCAGGUGCUUUUUUGCUUCCUGCAAAACAAAGGAAGAAAAGGAGACGACCAUGUCGAUAGCUCUCAAGCAGGUGUUCAACAAGGACAAGACCUUCCGGCCCAAGAGGAAAUUUGAACCUGGCACACAGAGGUUUGAGCUCCACAAACGGGCUCAGGCGUCCCUCAACUCGGGUGUGGACCUGAAGGCGGCCGUGCAGCUGCCCAGCGGGGAGGACCAGAACGACUGGGUGGCCGUGCAUGUGGUGGACUUCUUCAAUCGGAUCAACCUCAUCUACGGCACCAUCUGCGAGUUCUGCACCGAGCGGACCUGUCCUGUGAUGUCAGGGGGCCCCAAGUAUGAGUAUCGGUGGCAGGAUGACCUCAAGUACAAGAAGCCGACUGCACUGCCCGCUCCCCAGUACAUGAACCUUCUUAUGGAUUGGAUCGAGGUCCAGAUCAACAACGAAGACAUCUUUCCAACAUGUGUGGGUGUUCCCUUCCCAAAGAACUUCCUCCAGAUCUGCAAGAAGAUCCUGUGCCGCCUGUUCCGGGUCUUCGUCCAUGUCUACAUCCACCACUUCGACCGGGUCAUUGUGAUGGGCGCAGAGGCGCAUGUCAACACCUGCUACAAGCACUUCUACUACUUCGUCACGGAGAUGAACCUCAUAGACCGCAAGGAGCUGGAGCCCCUGAAAGAGAUGACCAGCAGGAUGUGUCACUAACGCCCCACCUGACCCUUCGGAAGACAGAGGAGAGCCGUUUGCUCCUGGAGUCCAGGUGGGAGAUCUCCCCAGCUGAGAAAGGCAAGGACUUCCAGAAGCAGGCGAGGUGGAGACCAGGGGCGAUGGUCCCCCUCCCUUCCUGUGUCUGAACUCUGAGCGCUGCUAGCCACGACCUGUGGGCAACCAUGGGGCACAAGAAGGACCGCCCCUCACCCCCCUGGGUCUGGAGAAAGCGUUCCUAAGCCGGUGGCAAUUCUGCCUGGGACCUGCGUGCGCCCCAGUGGCCCUGGGAUUCAGGGUGUGAGACUGAGAGACUGUACUUUCCACCUCGCCGGCCGACUUUUCUGUACGUGUUUUCUAAGUACCGAGCGCAUCUGGAACUCUGGAUGACCUGCAAGUUUUUCUAAAACAAGCCUUCCUUUCGGGUCCCUGAAAACUCCCACCCUGCUCCCGUGGCCUAACUUCCCGCAGAGCCGGAGAGACCCGAGGCCUCACCUCCAGCGGCCACACCACGUCCCAAUCGGCAGUUUUAUCAGGGACACUGCACGGGGUGGCUCGUCUCUGCCCCCAACAGGGUCUGCACACUGGGUGGACACUGGUUUCUAGCCAAAGGCUAACGAGUGACCAGUUCGCCCUGAACUGAAUGUGUUUUUGUAACCCCGCUGUUCCUUGUUUCUUCCAUUCAAGAUAUUUUGUCCUGUUUCCCAGAAGAGAGAAAUGGAAGGAAGUUUAUAAAUGACCAAGGAUGGUCAGCCGAAGCCCUGAGCCAGAUCAGUGCAUUGUUUGUUCUUCCUUCGGGGUAGGGAGCCCUGGCGGUCUCUGCAUAAUACUAAACCUGCAGUAAAAAAAACAACCCACAAAAGUACAACCGGUUAUUGGUGCGUGUAGCUCAGGCUCCCGGAGCACUGACCUGGAACCUUCCCAGCUGGCCCUCGGAGCUCCUGAGUCCAGCCAGUGUUUCCUCCCCCUUCCUCCACGCUCUCGCCCCUCUGCCUUGUUACAUGAUGGCAUGAAAUUAAUUUCUGCCCCAGGGAUGGCACCACGGUUGCCAAGGGCAUCGUGGAGCUGGCACUAACCUCCUCCUUCCCCCCUUCCCGGGUUUUCCUUUCCAGCAGACAGGGUAGCGCGUUCUGUGCUGCUUCCCGCCUGAAGAAACCCAGGCGAGUCUCGCCUGAAGAAAUGUUGCCUUCUCUGAUUCAUUCACUCACCACCCGGGGUGACCCGAGAGCCUGUGACUAGGUGGUGAUCGUGCUUCCACUGAGCAUUUAAGUAUGACAAAAUAGCGGUUGGUGGAGGGAAGUAGAUUAAGAAUGUAUUAGUGCAUUUAUUGUAAUACCGAUUAAAGACUAACUAAACAACCCCGAUUUCGUUGCAUUGUAUGUAAUGUGUUAAAGCCAUCUGUGGCUGCCACCAGAGCCUAAAAGCAUGAAAUCUUGCUUUGUCCAAAUAAGAAAGGGCUGGCUGGCGGGCACAGUGGCGUUCUGCGCUGACCCCCCCGGCCGGCCAGCCCUUGCUUUGCCUGGCGUCCACGCUGUCUCGUGGAAUCCCGAUGCUGCUUCCUCUCUCAAUGUUGUGCUCUGGUCAACAAAAUCACUGCCCUUCCCCCUGUUUAUUUUUGAGAGGACAAGAUAGGUAAAGAUGUUUUAGCAUCAUUUUUGGCUGAAAGAAUAUCUGACAGCCCUAAGGGUACAGAGAAAUAAGAGCCCCUGCCCUGCAAUGCGCAGGAAGUCCCACGGAUGCCGCACUGGGCAGAGAAUGAAGGCACUGAGCCCGGGCCCUUGGGGCAGCUCGAAGCCCCGAACCGUGGAAAACCACAGGAGCUUUGCGUUAGAAAUGGACUACGUUCCUGCAUUUCAGUCACAUAGGAUGCUGGCCUCUGAAGACAUUUGUUAUUAAUUCUUUCUAAGGUUAUUGCUAUUCCCUGUUUGUGCAUAUGAAAUUUCCAUUUAAUUUAAAAAUCCAAAUAUUUUUUCAACUCCUUGGAACAGAUUCCUCCUUGUUAUAUUGCUAAUUGCACUAAUCAACUCCCCUGGGGUAAGUUCUGGCACACGACUCUUAUUUUUUAAUUACAGAGUAUUUUUAUUCCCACAGAACCUUGUUUGGCAAAUUCUAAAGAAAAUCAUUACAGGAGGUUUUUGGUUUUUUUAAUCUCUUUGGCCCAACCACAUCACAAGUACAUCCCAAUGUAAAUGGAGGACCUGAGCUCCAGCAGCCCCUCAGGCACCUCUGGUUCUAGGCCUGAGACUGACACCUGGCUUCUUCCUCUGAACCUGGCUGGCUGUCCUUCAUCUGCCACUAUUUUUUUAGUUGAAUUAUACAUGUAGCCACUACUAUUUCUUUUUGAGAAAUUUCAAAAAGGAAAGAUUAUAAUGAACAUCCAUAUACCUUUCACUCACACGCAUCAAUUGUUAACUUUUUUUAAUUGUUAACAUUUCCAUAUUUUCUUUCUCUCUCUGUAAAUACAUUCUUACUGAUGAGCCAUGUCAAAAUAAGUUGCAGACGUCAUAAAACUUUAAAAUACUUUGUCAAUUGUCCCAAAAAUGUUUAUAGAUUUUGUUUUAAAUCCAGGAUCCAAUUAAGAAUCACGUAUUGUGUUUAGUUGCCAUUACCUUUAGUAAAUGGAUUGGAGUUCUCGGGGUGUGUGUGUGUGUGUGUGUGUGUGUGUGUGUGUGUGUUGUGUGUGUUGUGUGUCCCUCAUGACACUCAUUAAAAAGUUCAGGCUGGUUUGUUUGUAGACUGUCCCACAAUCUGUUUUUUUUUUCUGAUUCCUUAUUAUUAGAUUCAGGUUAAACAUUUUUUAGCAAGAAUACUAUAUAAGCGAUGUUGCUUCUUCCCUAUUGCAUUACAUCAGGAAGCAUAUAAUGUCUAGUUGUCCCUUUUAUGAUGUUAAGCUUGAUCUGUGGUUCACGUGUCAUCUGCUGGAUCCAUUCAUUAUAAUGUUCCAUAAUUCAUUAUAAAGCUCUGAAACCCAAUACACACGCAUUUUAUAGAGUGUGA
Messenger RNA from Miniopterus natalensis, 3842 nucleotides. The record is from RefSeq and is a predicted model, not a curated record. NCBI's taxonomy places the organism in Eukaryota, Metazoa, Chordata, Mammalia, Chiroptera, Miniopteridae.